This is a messenger RNA of Colossoma macropomum (tambaqui), 2690 nucleotides long. Its product is annotated as prolyl endopeptidase. The record is from RefSeq and is a predicted model, not a curated record. Gene Ontology annotation, molecular function: serine-type endopeptidase activity; oligopeptidase activity. Gene Ontology annotation, biological process: proteolysis. Lineage: Eukaryota; Metazoa; Chordata; Actinopteri; Characiformes; Serrasalmidae. The coding region runs from base 130 to 2259 and encodes 709 amino acids. The transcript has 15 exons. Gene Ontology annotation, cellular component: cytosol.
UUUUCCCCCUCUAUUCUGCCGGUUAGGGAACACUCAGCUAUCAAACUCUCUCUUUAUUUUCGUUCAGCUGAAGCUCUCAGCAGACCGAGCUGCGGAAGUUUUACCGUAAAAGCCUUACUUUUACGAAAAAUGCCUUUCCAGUAUCCGAACGCGUAUCGCGACGAGGCUGUGGUGGAUGAUUACCAUGGGCAGAAGAUUCCUGACCCAUACAGCUGGCUGGAGGAUCCCGACAGUGAGAAAACUCAGGCCUUUGUGAAUGCUCAGAACCAGUUGACGUUGCCCUUCCUGGAGGAGUGUCCAGUCAGAGAAGUUUUUAAAGAGCGAAUGACCGAGCUCUAUGAUUACCCCAAAUACAGCUGCCCCUUUAAACGUGGGGAAAGGUACUUUCACUUCUAUAAUACAGGCUUGCAGAACCAAAGCGUUCUCUACGUUCAGGAUAACCUGGAUGCAGAACCGAGCGUGUUCCUAGACCCAAACACGUUCUCAGAUGAUGGAACCGUAGCUUUACGAGGUUAUGCGUUCUCAGAAGAUGGAGAGUAUCUGGCGUACGGUACCAGUGCGAGUGGUUCCGACUGGGUGGAGAUCCACUUCCUGCGGGUGGACGGAGCCGUGGUUCUGGAGGACCGGCUGGAGAGAGUAAAGUUCACCUGCAUGUCCUGGACUCACGAUGGAAAAGGACUGUUCUACAACUCAUACCCCGAGCAGGAGGGCAAGAGUGACGGCACGGAGACAUCCACUAAUCUGAAUCAGAAGCUAUACUACCACGUGCUGGGCACUCCGCAGUCUCAGGAUGUGCUCUGUGCAGAGUUCCCCGACGAGCCCAAGUGGAUGAGUGGAGCUGAGGUAUCUGAUGACGGCCGUUAUGUGUUGCUGUCUAUCAGAGAAGGCUGUGAUCCAGUGAACAGGUUGUGGUACUGCGACCUCAGCACGCUCCCAGACGGCAUCACAGGCUUGUUGCCGUGGGUGAAGCUGAUCGACAACUUUGAUGCAGAAUAUGAGUACGUAACGAACGAGGGCACAGUGUUCACCUUCAAAACCAACCUGGACGCACCACGCUACCGCCUCAUAAAUGUGGAUUUUGCUGAUCCGGCUCCCAGCCAGUGGAAGGAGCUCCUCCCUCAGCACGAUAAAGAUGUCAUCGUUUUUGCCACCUGCACAUACUCCACCCAUCUCUUCGUGUGUUACCUUCACGAUGUGAAGAAUGUGUUGAAGAUGUAUCAGCUGGCAUCAGGAGAGGAGCUGAAGACGUUCCCCUUAGAGGUGGGCUCCAUCGUGGGCUUCACCGGCCGCAAGAAGGACUCUGAGAUUUUCUACUACUUCACCUCUUUCCUCUCGCCAGCCAUCAUCUACCAUUGUGACUUGACCAAAGCUCCUCUGCAGCCACACGUCUUCAGGGAGGUCACAGUGAAGGGCUUCAACCCUGCAGAGUACCAGACCACACAGGUAUUUUAUCAUAGUAAAGAUGGCACUCAGAUCCCGAUGUUCAUCGUGCAUAAGAAAGGCAUCCAGCUGGACGGCUCCCACCCUGCCUUCCUCUACGGCUACGGAGGAUUCAACAUCUCCAUAACACCCAGCUAUAGUGUUUCCAGGCUCAUUUUUGUACGGCAUCUGGGAGGAGUUUUAGCUGUGGCCAACAUCCGAGGGGGAGGAGAGUACGGAGAAACAUGGCACAAAGGUGGUAUGCUGGGGAGCAAGCAGAAUUGUUUCACUGAUUUCCAGUGUGCAGCGGAAUAUCUGAUAAAGGAGGGCUACACCUCGCAAAAGAAACUCACCAUCAAUGGGGGCUCCAACGGAGGGCUGCUCGUGGCGGCGUGUGUGAAUCAGAGGCCUGAUCUGUUCGGCUGUGCUGUAGCUCAGGUCGGAGUGAUGGACAUGCUGAAGUUCCAUAAGUUCACAAUCGGCCACGCCUGGACCACCGACUUCGGCUGCUCGGAGAUUAAAGAACAGUUCGAUUGGCUUAUCAAGUACUCUCCCCUUCAUAAUAUCCACAUCCCUGAGGGCGAGGGUGUGCAGUACCCGGCUGUGCUGUUGUUGACCGGCGACCAUGACGACCGUGUGGUUCCUCUGCACUCGCUGAAGUACAUCGCCACCCUGCAGCAUUUGAUUGGUCGCUGGCCCGGCCAGUCAAACCCUCUGUUCAUUUACGUCGACACUAAGUCAGGGCACGGGGCCGGGAAGCCCACCACUAAGGUCAUCCAGGAGGUGGCCGACACGUACGCCUUCAUCGCCCGCUGCCUGGACCUCAGCUGGAUCAACUAAUAAACGUACAUAAGGGGGCGCACAGAACCAGGGACAACUACACAGCUCUGCAUCUUUCUGGAUCUGUUUUAAUCCGUUAAUCCAUGUCUGGUUUAAGAAAGUAUUAAUACCCGUUUCUCUUUGUCUCUGCACUUCUGACUUUCUCUUUAAAGGAUUGCUUCAUCGUGUUUUAACCUAUCCUCCAUUUACUGCAUCUUUAUGAUACAUUUGAUUAUCACAGAUGGUAAUUUCAACAUACGUCUGUAUUUGGAAAAGAAAAGAACACAACAUGCUCAUAAUAGGAGCCAAUUGGCAGUGGCAAUUCUGUCAAUAAACGUUUUAAAGUAUGUGACUAUAAAGCAUUGAGUGUGUUUACAUGCACUUAAUAAUCCGACAACUGCAGAAAUCAGAUUUUGUCAGUAAUUCGAUCAACAUGUUUACAUGCACUUGAG